Messenger RNA from Tachysurus fulvidraco (yellow catfish), 1908 nucleotides. Its product is annotated as C-type lectin domain family 4 member E-like. Gene Ontology annotation, molecular function: signaling receptor activity. The transcript is spliced from 4 exons. Lineage: Eukaryota; Metazoa; Chordata; Actinopteri; Siluriformes; Bagridae. Bases 107 to 616 code for a protein of 169 amino acids. The record is from RefSeq and is a predicted model, not a curated record.
CAAUGGGAGACAGAGCAGAUAUUCCAGGUUGUUGGCAGUGUGUGUAGCACUGCUGUGUGUUCUCCUGCUGAGCUUCACUAUACUGCAGUCUGUGAAACUCAACAAUAUGACCAGAGAAAGAGACCGGUUGCAGAUCAGUUAUGAUAACGUGAGUGUUGAGAGAGACCAGCUUCACGGUGAGAGAAACCAGCUUCAGUCUGAGAGAGAUGAACUGCAGAAGUGGAGUAAGCUGUGGAAUUAUACCAUCCAUCACAGUCUAAAGUAUUUCACCACAAAGAGGACGAGCUGGAACAAAACUAGAGAGGAAUGCAGAUCGAAAGGAGCCGACCUGGUGAUCAUCAACAGCCAAGAAGAACAGGAAUAUAUCAGUGGAGUAUUUGCUGGUGAGGCUUGGAUUGGUCUACAUGACACUGUUCAAGAAGGGAAGUGGAUGUGGGUGGACGGUACAGAAGUGACCACAGAGUUUUGGUGGAAAGGAGAACCUAAUGACUAUGAUGGAAUUGAGGACUGCGCUGCAACUGGCAGCAAAUAUGCUAAAGCUGAACUUACAACAUGGGCUGAUUAUUCAUGUAAAACUGAUUUGCAGGCGAUUUGUGAAAAAAGGGCAAAUAUUUAGAGCAGAAAUCUGUUUUAUCUCGAAAAAAAUCAGUUUUUUCUUUAUCAGGGUCAACAAAGCCAUGGUAAAAAGAAAAUCUUGCAGGAGAGUGAUUAGAUUUUUAAAGUAAAUAAACUGAAAUCAAUAAAAUCUAAUUCUGCAAUCUAAAUGAAAGGAAAGGGGAAGAAUAAUUGGGAUGUGUGUCAUACCAGCAAAUGAGAAAAUACAGUGGAAAAAAAAAAGCCAGAUGUUAGGUUAGUUUCAGGUUUUUUGUGCAAGACCUAUGUAAAUAAGACAGAUGUAGUUGGGCUGCACAUUUCUUUGUGACUAGGCAACUCUGUUUUUCCCACAAUCUACAAAUUUUGAAUUUUAAAAAGAGGUUUUUUAAAUCAGGUUUCCUAUGUCAUCAUCACACAUUACUUUUUUACUUCUGUGCUUUUUGCUUGAGCUUCUCACUAAAUGAUGAGUUGAUAUUACCGCGCUGAGAGUUCGGCUCUAACUGCACCAUAUGCUUUUAAACUCCCUUUUCCCCAGAAGCCAAAAUAUUUUAGUUUUCUCCUGUUUUGUUGGUGAUUAUGUUGAUCAUUGAAUAUCUUUGUCAUGUCUCACGCCACACUGGUGUUAAUAUGAAGCUUGUAUAAAAGUAGACACUCAGAACUUUAACAAUUUGUACAAAAUGAAAGUUUUUUUACACUAUGGUAGAGCAUGAGUAUGUAGUGGAUUAAAAAGAUCAAUAUGAUUAACUUUAAUAACUAUUAUCAGUUUGUUAACUGCAACAUAAAGAGUGCUAAGUCAAAAUGAUUAAUUCAUGUGAUGUUUAUUAUUGUUCUAAUUCUGUUGGUUAACUAAAAAUUAGAUGUUGUUGGGGGGGUAUGGAAUUUUCAAGGUAUGGAAUUUUUAUUAAUGUCUUCCUUGUCAUAAGUUAAGAUUGCACAUUAGUUUGUAAUGCUUUUUAUUUUGGACGUGCUUAGAAUGUGAGGUUUAAUGUAGUCCAUGUUAUUUUGUAUUUCAUGUUUAACUUGUUUACUGAUAAUGGGCUACUGAAAUAUUGUUUAAAUAGUUAUCCCAUUGAUAUAAAAAUUCUCUUCUACCAGGGAGUCCUAUAAAAUUGAGAAGUUAUGAAGAUGUAACCAAAGAAGUCUUUAUAUGACAGUAUUGUGACUGUGAUACAUCUGCAUCUCUUAUCUAGACUGGAUAUUAAUGUGAUGCUUUACGUCUGGAAAUUAAUGUCUUGUUGUGUGCAUUCAAUUUAAUGUUAUAUGAGAUAUGCUGAAAGAAAGAAAAUACACAGCCAAUACAGCUCAGCAUGCAGA